Molecule: messenger RNA, 2945 nt
Organism: Annulohypoxylon maeteangense
Lineage: Eukaryota; Fungi; Ascomycota; Sordariomycetes; Xylariales; Hypoxylaceae
Product: putative C6 transcription factor
Exons: 3
Coding region: 260-2812 (850 amino acids)
Biological process (GO): DNA-templated transcription; regulation of DNA-templated transcription
Cellular component (GO): nucleus
Molecular function (GO): DNA binding; zinc ion binding; DNA-binding transcription factor activity, RNA polymerase II-specific
Source: RefSeq, a predicted model, not a curated record
AAUUUCCCGAGACCCUAAAAAAGACGUUCGAGACCUAAGGUCAAAGCCGAGGCAGAGCCAGCAUUCAGCAAGGCCAGCAGCCAGCAACCAGGAGCCAGAAGGCCGAAAGCCCAGCCCCAUUUCCAUAGAAGACCUAACACCUAACACGGUGCUAUCCUCUACUCAACAUUAACCCGAGAAAAGACCCAAACUCGCGCGAUGCUGUCGCGCACAAACCCCGAGUUGCAGAGGCCUAGAGUUUGUAAUUGACACCGAGACAAUGAUGCAGGCCGUUGCUCAGUCUCAGAACGGACAGCAGCAAAACCACGUGUCGCUGCAAAGUAAACAGGAACCUGACAGCGACGACGGUAAUAACGCACUGCAGAGCGGGGACGAGAAUGAUCAAGACGACGAUCACGACAGCUCCGGCGCAGUGCGUAGCGGAAAACGCAAGAGACCGAUCUCAGUUUCCUGCGAAACGUGCAAACAGAGAAAGGUAAAAUGCGAUCGUGGACAGCCAUCAUGUGGUUGGUGCAGGCGGAACUCGGUCUUCUGCGAAUAUCGCGAACGCAAAAAGCCUGGGCUUAGAGCUGGCUAUGGAAGAGAGCUGGAACAGAGGCUCGACAAGCUCGAAGAGAUAUUGAGGUCUCAUUCCGAGAUUUUACAGAGUUCCUUCGUCAACCACGCUCACCAUAACGUCGCCCCGAGUGUGCGCAACAGUAACCCGAGCUUACCUAGCGACCACGGCACUCCGCGCGAACCUGCGCCGUUGUUUCGGCCUAACGAUUCUAUCAGGACCCCUCAGGCUGAGACUGCUCUGUUUUUACAGAAACCCUCGACGUUUCCUUCGUCGUCGCAGCAUGUGGAUUUCGGCAUACCAUCGUCGACUCCGUCUAUGCAUUCUAUGCAUGAUGGCUUCCAACCGCAGAUGCCAAUGGCCGGCAUCUCUCCUCCCAACCAACUAGGAAAUAACCUUCAGCCAGGCCCAGCAGCUCAGGAGUAUUAUAAUCAAGCCCAGCAGCAACAGCAGGUUCGGUCCCCGGCCCUGAACGGUCCCCAAGGCCAAACCGACCAAGACCUGCCUCCGUAUGAUCUGCUAUAUGCCCUAGUUGAUUUAUACUUCAAACAUAUCAAUACCUGGUGUCCUAUAUUACACAGAAAGACCACGUUAGACUCAUUGUUUGGGCCGUCUACAUUGGACGAUACUGACAAAGUACUUCUUCAUUCCAUCGUCGCUGCAACUUUGAGAUAUUCAACAGAUCCGCGGCUCACGGAAGAGAAAAGGAGGCAUUAUCAUGACGUCUCAAAACAGAGAGUCUUGCUCUAUGGCAUGGAGAACUCAUCCGUUAAGGCAUUACAGGCUCUGGUGAUCCUAGCAUUAGAUUUAUGUGGAAGUAGCAAUGGUCCACCGGGUUGGAAUAUCAUGGCUCUGAUCACUCGUUCUGUCGUUCAGUUGGGCUUAGCUGUUGAAAGUAAUUCGCUUUCCGUGUCGCCUAACUAUGCGUCGAUAUACACCCUGAGAGCUAUGGUCCUACCAGAGCCGAAAGAUUUUAUCGAAGAGGAGUCGAGGCGGAGACUGUUCUGGAUGAUAUACCUCCUAGACCGAUAUGCGAUGAUCGCUACCGCAUUCGACUUUGCACUCGGCGACAAGGAAAUCGACCGGACGCUGCCUUGUCGGGAUGACUUGUGGAUUAAGAAUCAAAAAGUUGAGACGAGAUGGUUUCACACUCAAGGUCGUUCAGACCACCCGGAUCAUGAUGUGAACAAACCGGAAAAUCUAGGGGCUUUUUCGUACUACAUCGAAAUACUUGGCAUACUUUCCAAGAUCCACGAGUUCCUAAAGCAACCUGUCGACAUCGGCGCAUUGGGCGACGUCGAGCAAUGGCAACUCCGAUACAAAGAACUUGAUAACCUUCUGGCGUCCUGGAAAUUCGGACUUCCCGGCGAGUAUGGUAACAUGGCUAAAUUGUUCCAACCUGGCGGUAGCAAGACGCUGAACUGCGGGUGGGUCAUGCUGCAUGCCACCUACCACACGGCUGUGAUUCGUUUGCAUUCGUCGGCGGCGUAUCCAACCACCCGGUCGCCCAUAUUCACCCCGUCUUACAGCGCCAGCCAACGUUGCCUCGGGGCUGUGGAAAAUAUUGCGGCCCUCGGUGAAUUUGUGGUACAGAAUGGCAUGCUGAACAAACUUGGCCCACCUUUCGCCUUCACAUUAUGGGUCGCUGCACGACUGCUGCUCGUUCACGGCUCAACAGUUGAACACAAGUUGGCGCCACAGAUUGCCUUCCUGGUAGAUACGCUCCGCGACAUGGGUAGAUACUGGCCCGUAGCGGGAAGAUAUUGCCAACUGCUCCAGAGGGUUCUUGACGAGCAUAGCGAUAGCGAGCGUGCCUCGGGCCAAACGGGAGAACGGAUUACGCCGUCGUCGGUGAAGAUUUUAGCAGACAUGAGGAGAACCGCGUUCGAUCUAGAUUUCUUGAUUAGUCGCCAACCCCGUGCUCUGGUCGGUGUGUCCAGCCGCCGACCAAGCGUGACUCCGGCACGAACUCCGGCGCCGAAUGAGUUAGAAUACCUUGAUGUCUUUGACUUCUUCAACGUACCACGGCUACCAUUCAGCCACGAGGCUUCUACGGCGCCACCAAACGCGAAUGAGAUGAAUGCAGAGAACACGAGGACGAACAACGAAAAUGGAAACGAGAACGGGAACGGGAACGGCAACAGUAACAGCAACGGCACCAUAAACGGUACCAAUGGAACAACAGCCAAUGAAUUUAAUAUCACAAAUUUCAUGGUCGAUGCGAAUAGCGACUGGCUCUUUAAGCAGCCGAAUUAAUUGUUUCUCUGUAACAUUGUGGCCAAUCUGGCCGUCGUUGUAUCUCUUGCGACACCUAGGGGAAUAUACUUGGUGCUUUACAAAAAGAUUUACCUACCUAGUAGUGAUGGUCAGGUGAGAAAGGAUCGCCUCG